AUGGGCUUCUUCUCUAACGUGUCCAACUUUUUCUAUGAGGCUAGAAUCAGGUCUUGGGAUGUCGUCCUGACGCUUCUCAACCUUGUGGAGAAAAAGCGUCGCAUCGGUGGUGUCACUCCCGAGGGCCACCCAGGCUACGGAAGGCACUGGCCUGAGUUUAAGCCUCCUGGGGAGACCGACUCUCGCUGCUCAUGCCCAGGACUCAAUGCACUAGCGAACCACGGGAUCAUCUCACGCAGUGGCCGUGACAUAUCGUUUGUCGAGCUUGAUCGCCAUGUCCAGGCAACCUACAAUAUCAGUUCUACCUUAUCCUCAUUUGUUGCCCAUUAUGCUGCUCGCAUGCUUAAGAAAAGCUUCAACCGUGAUACCCUUGAUUUAGAAGAACUCGACUUACACAAUGGUAUUGAACAUGACGCAUCUCUCUUACGCCUUGACGCUGCUUUUGAACCAAACCAAUCGACGAAGCACGUACCUUACAUCGAGGAGCUACUUGCAGCAGCUUCCAACAAGGACAAGGACGGCAAUGAUGUCGUUACCGUCAAGGAUCUCUCCAAGCUGCUCGGCAAGCGUCGUGCAGUGUCGCGUGCAGUAAACAAGGAGUUCACGCUUAAACUUUUCCACAAGUUAUUUGGUUGCGCAAAGUAUUUGAUUUCAUCAUCUGUUUCUGAGCACAAUCCUAACCAUCUUGUCAGUGCCUCACUGUUGCUCUCAACCAUGGGAGGUCGUGUAGAUGACUUACAGAGCUUUCUUCUCCAUGAGCAGCUUCCAGAGGGCUGGGAGUCGCGCGUCCGUGAUUCUCACGGACUGACCCUGAUAAACUUCAACAAGCUUGCACUGAAAAUUGAGUUGGGUGUGCACGAGAAGGAUUGGGCGCAAGUAGCACAGGAGGCUGCAGAACAUGAUAGGGCUACUCCUGUUUAAAUGACUCCCGAAACGGCUACUCGGAUCUGACACUCGCCUGAAUGUCACGGUGUGCUCUUUAUGACUGCUACGUACUACUGACGACGAUCGAUUAUGAUUUUUCAUUGCUUAUUGGAUACAUAUUGUAAUGCUCUUACUUACUCGUUUCGUCUUUGACACAAAUUAACGCGUUACAAUGAAAUCGAUGUAAGGCCAGUGCUGCUGCAUGCUUCCACAUUCUCAAGGGUAUUACAAAACUUCAGUGUACGUCCGAGCUGUAUACCACUAAAUUGUGAAAAAACCGAACUCGCUUUGUAGCUGUGGGCAUCCGCGCUAGCUUGAAGCCUUGGACAUGGAGGCCCGUCUAUAAGGCAAGCUGUUGACGGUACCUUGCUGUAGUAAGACAUGCAUUUGUGUAAUCUCGCAGGUUAAAAGCGGGGAAAAUCAGAAUGAAGUUCCGUCGAACACCGUGGCCACUAAUUUUAAGUCGUCGAUGAAUUGAUGGAGAUUGCU
Molecule: messenger RNA, 1413 nt
Organism: Suillus subaureus
Lineage: Eukaryota; Fungi; Basidiomycota; Agaricomycetes; Boletales; Suillaceae
Product: Chloroperoxidase
Exons: 3
Coding region: 1-921 (306 amino acids)
Molecular function (GO): peroxidase activity
Source: RefSeq, a predicted model, not a curated record